AUGUCUUUCGAUCGCUUAGACUCACUAGAGUCCCAACCUACUACUUUACGCCAGUCCGAUGACCCACAUUAUCAAGAUGCUCCUGGCUUCGAUAGUUACGCCGAAUCUCUCUCUGGUCGACUAUUCGAAUUAACAUCUAUUAUUGGUCGUUUGUCGAGCCAAGUCAAGCUUCUUGGGGGCAAUCGUGACAAUGAGCGUGUCCGUGAACGGGUUCACAACCUUCUGGAACAGGCUCGUGAUGGGUUCAAGGAUAUAGGCGAGGAAAUCAAGAAGAUCCAAACCUGGGAAAACGUCAAUCCUUCUCAAAAGUGGACUCAAACGAAGCUUUCGACCGAGUUCAAGGCAAGUCUAGAUGAAUUCCAGACUGUCCAGCGUCUUGUUUUGGAGAGACAACGCGAGUCUGCCAACGCUGCCCGUACUGCUAUUGAAGAAAGCGAGCAUGGAAAUGUCGAUACCGAAGGCCAGCUGCUUCAACAGUUGGAGGAGCAGCCUCGUUUAGCAAAUCAGGGCGAUGUGGACUUCCAGGAGACGCUCAUCAUCGAACGCGAGGCUGAGAUCCGCAACAUUGAGCAGAGUGUCGGUGAACUGAAUGAACUUUUCCGUGAUGUCGCCCAUAUAGUCACGGAGCAAGGUGGACAGCUUGAUAUCAUCAGCGAGAAUGUGCAGAAUGUCCACUACGACACACAUGGAGCGAAUACCGAGCUUCGUAGUGCCAGUCGAUACCAGAAAAAUGCGCGCAAUAAGGCAUGCUGUUUGCUUGUCAUUCUUGCCGUGAUCUUGGCCAUCAUUAUUCUCGCGGUCGUUCUUGGAUGA
Messenger RNA from Penicillium taxi, 813 nucleotides. RefSeq names its product SNAP receptor PEP12. The record is from RefSeq and is a predicted model, not a curated record. Gene Ontology annotation, molecular function: SNAP receptor activity; SNARE binding. The transcript is spliced from 2 exons. Gene Ontology annotation, biological process: vesicle fusion; Golgi to vacuole transport; intracellular protein transport. Bases 1 to 813 code for a protein of 270 amino acids. Gene Ontology annotation, cellular component: SNARE complex; membrane; endomembrane system. Lineage: Eukaryota; Fungi; Ascomycota; Eurotiomycetes; Eurotiales; Aspergillaceae.